Lotus japonicus is the source of this 2265-nucleotide messenger RNA. RefSeq lists its product as uncharacterized. The transcript is spliced from 2 exons. The record is from RefSeq and is a predicted model, not a curated record. Gene Ontology annotation, biological process: DNA integration. NCBI's taxonomy places the organism in Eukaryota, Viridiplantae, Streptophyta, Magnoliopsida, Fabales, Fabaceae. Gene Ontology annotation, molecular function: nucleic acid binding; RNA-DNA hybrid ribonuclease activity. The coding region runs from base 1 to 2265 and encodes 754 amino acids.
AUGAAUAUGAAGAGCCCGCACACCGUCAAAGAAAUCCAGCAGCUAGCGGGUCGCAUGGCCGCAAUCGACCGUUUUUUGCCAAAGGCCGCUCUCCGGGCACUGCCUCUUUACACACUUUUAAAGAAGGGAGCAAUUUUUGAAUGGUCGAAGGAGGCCGACACGGCAUUCACCCAACUGAAGGAGAUCCUUUCGUCCCCUCCUAUUCUGACCAGCCCUAGACCAGGGGAGACGUUGUACCUAUACUUGGCAGUGCAGGAAAAUGCAGUAAGUUCCGUUCUGGUUAGAGAAGAAGAGAGAUUCCAACUACCUGUCUACUUUGUCAGCCGAUCAUUGAAGGGUGCGGAGCUCCGGUAUCAGAUGUUGGAGAAAGUAGCGCUGACCCUGCUGACCACAGCUCGGCGGCUGCGAAGGUACUUUCAGGCUCAUCGCAUCGUAGUACGCACCGACCAACCAGUCCGGCAGGUCCUCCAUAAACCCGACCUGGCCGGUCGAAUGGUUAGCUGGUCCAUCGAGCUCUCCGAGCAUGACAUCCGCUACGAACCCAGGAGAGCCAUUAAAGCACAAGUCCUUGCUGACUUCUUAGACGAACUCACAGACGAAGAAGAGCCCCCCGCCGAGACUACAUGGGUAGUCAACGUAGAUGGCUCGAGUAACAAGGAAGGUGGCGGGGCCGGAAUCGUCUUGCAAAGUAGCACCGGGAUGGUGGUCGAGCAAUCCCUCCGCUUUAACUUCCCCACCACAAACAACCAAGCCGAGUACGAGGCCUGCAUCGCGAGACUGGUCACAGCCCGCGACCUGGGAGCGAAGGAAAUCCUAGUCUACUGCGACUCGCUUCUGGUCGUCUCGCAAGCAAAGGGAGAAGCUCAAGCUAAGGAUCCCGUAUUGGAACAGUACUUAGCCCGUUUGAAGCAACUAGCCUCGACCUUCACGAAGGUAGAAUUUCGUCACGUCCUCAGAGCCCAAAAUGAUCGCGCUGACACUCUGGCCAAACUGGCCAGCACCGGGAAACCCGGUCUAAAUGGGACGGUCAUUCAAGGAACCCUGGCCCUCCCUUAUGUCGCCGACCCCAAUCGUCCAUCGGGACAAGUGUCAAUGCCUGUCGAUAUGGAUGAAGACUGGAGGUCCCCAAUCUUCAAGUACCUCAGAACCGGAUGGUUUCCAGAAGACAAGACCGAAGCCAGGAAGUUGGUCAGAGCGGCUUACGUCUUAGCGGAAAUCCACGAGGGUAGCUGCGGCCACCAUCCGGGGGGACGCUCUCUUGCUAGAAAAGUGCUCCGAGCCGGUUAUUACUGGCCCACCGUGGAGAAAGACGCUGCGGAUCAUGUUAAGCAGUGCGACCCAUGCCAGAGGCACGCUGACCUGCACAACGCUCCCCCUGCACGUCUUUCAUCUCUGGUCAGUCCUUGGCCUUUUCACCAGUGGGGAAUGGAUUUAUUAGGCCCGUUCGACACAGCCCCUGGUCAGCUCAAACACUUGGUUGUGGCAGUGGAUUACUACACAAAGUGGAUCGAGGCCGAGCCGCUAGCGAAAAUUACCUCAGCUCGGGUACAACGCUUCUUCUACAAGAACGUCAUUAGUAUGUUCGGGGUCCCCGGAGUCCUGGUCACAGACAAUGAGACUCAAUUUACCUCUAAAGGGUUUAGAGAUCUCAUGGACGAGCUACACAUCAAACAGCGGUUUACCUCCGUCGAACACCCCCAGACAAACGGGCAGGCAGAGUCGGCCAACAGAGUCAUCCUCCGAGGCCUCCGAAAAAGGUUGGGAAAGGCCAAAGGCGACUGCGCCGAACAACUCGACCACGUCCUGUGGGCAUACCGCACUACUCCGCACUCGACUACUGGGGAGAGCCCGUACCGCCUCACCUUUGGCACAGAAGCAGUUAUCCCAGCUGAGAUAGGAGAACCGAGCGCUCGAACGGCUGGAUUCGACCCCGACCAAAACGACCAACUCAUAGAGGAGGAUCUUGACCUCCUGGCUGAAAGAAGAGCAGUCGCCAACUGCAGAGAGCUGAUCGCAAAACAACAUGCGGCUGUUCGCUACAACAAGAAAGUAGUUCACCGCUCCUUUUCCGUUGGGGACUUGGUCCUCCGGAAUGCCAGCAUCGGAGCACGUUCGAUCGAGCGCGGAAAGCUAGCAGCCAACUGGGAAGGCCCUUAUAGAGUGACCGAAGCAACUGGCACAGGAGCGUACAAGCUGGAAACUCUAGCAGGAAAAGAGAUUCCCCGCACCUGGAAUGCAACCAAUCUGAGAAGAUACUACAGCUAG